Molecule: messenger RNA, 1779 nt
Organism: Leishmania mexicana MHOM/GT/2001/U1103
Lineage: Eukaryota; Euglenozoa; Kinetoplastea; Trypanosomatida; Trypanosomatidae
Product: cytochrome p450-like protein
Exons: 1
Coding region: 1-1779 (592 amino acids)
Molecular function (GO): iron ion binding; heme binding; monooxygenase activity
Source: RefSeq, a predicted model, not a curated record
AUGGCCGCGAAUGCGCUUCAAAGCUAUAUCGUGGCUGCGCUCCACAACGCAGCCGCGAAGUUGCCUUCCUCAGUGCAGCCGUACGCAAUGGUGCUGGCGCGCGAGGACAUGGCCUCAACCACCUUGGCAACUGCCAUUGCGACGGCUGUCAUUCUGUACACCGUCAUCGCGGUCGUGCUACCCGUGCUGCGCAUGGACUUUUAUCUUUCGAAGCUGCCGACCAUUAAGCACGGCAUUCCAUUUCUGGGGCAUGCCCUGUUGCUGGCGGGCCCCUCACCGUGGUCGAAAAUGUCGAACUGGAGUCUGUAUCCCGAGAAGAACCUGCCAAAAAAGAAGAAGAGUGUCGACGGCCCCAAGACGAGUCGUCUGGUGACCUACAACGUCGCCGGCAUGCGGGUCAUUUACAUCAACGAGCCCCGCCUGCUGCGCCGCGUCCUACUCACGCACCAGCGCAACUACCGCAAAGCGCUUGCGGCAGCGUACAAACACUUCAUGUGUCUCCUCGGCACCGGCCUCGUCACCUCGGAGGAUGAGCAGUGGAAGAAGGGGCGCCUGCUGUUGUCGCAUGCGUUGCGCAUCGACAUUCUGGACAGCGUCCCGGAAAUGGCUAUGAAGGCGGUCGACCGCAUUCUGCUGAAGCUCGACGCGGUUAACGCGAAGAACCCCUCCGUGGACCUCAACGAAGAGUACCGCCACAUGACACUGCAGGUGAUCAGCGAGAGUGCGCUGUCACUCUCCGCUGAAGAGUCCGACCGCAUCUUUCCGGCUCUCUACUUGCCUAUUGUGCACGAGUGCAACAAGCGUGUGUGGGCACCGUGGCGCGCCUACAUGCCAUUCCUGCACGGCUCGCGCGUGCGUAACCACUGCCUCUCCGAGCUGAACAAGGUGCUGAGAGACAUCAUCUGUCGUCGAUGGGAGCAGCGCAAUGACUCCAAGUACACAGCAAAACCCGACAUUCUGGCGCUGUGCAUUUCGCAGAUCGAUCGCAUCGACGAAAAGAUGAUUGUGGGGCUCAUUGACGAUGUGAAGACAAUCUUGCUCGCUGGCCACGAAACGUCGGCCGCGCUGCUGACCUUUGCGACCUACGAGGUCCUGCGCCACCCUGAGAUCCGCCAGAGGGUCUUGGAGGAGGCCACGCGCCUCUUCGACCCCGCCCGUUGCACGCGCACCGUGCAGACUCGCUACGGCCCUCGCGGUGUGCCGUCGGUCAAUGACGUGCGUGACCUGGUGUGGACGCCUGCAGUGCUGCGCGAGACGUUGCGGCGGCACAGCGUUGUGCCGCUGGUGAUGCGGUACGCAGCGAAGGACGACGUCUGGCCUGCGGAAGACACCGGCCUCGACGCCGACGUCCGCAUCCCCGCUGGCUGCACGAUCGCUGUUGGCAUCGAGGGUGUGCACAACAAUCCUGAUGUGUGGAACAAGCCAGAAGUCUUCGACCCGACCCGGUUUAUUGAUGCUGAGAUCGCCAACGAUACCAACUACCUGAACCAAAGCACGAAGGAUGUGAAGUUCGCCAAGAAAAUACACCCAUACGCAUUCAUUCCCUUUAUCAACGGCCCCCGCAACUGCCUUGGGCAGCAUCUCUCUAUGAUCGAGACGCAAGUCGCCUUGUCGUACAUGGUGCUUAACUAUGACCUAACGAUUUACCGAGAUCCUUCGUACAAGGGUGACGUUGCGGCAUACGAGGACGCUGUCGGGCGCCACCACGACUUCAUCAUCCCGCAGGUUCCGCACGACGGGCUGAAAGUGCGGGGCACACCGAACAAGCUGUUCAUGUAG